AUGACUGUACUGGAUCCAACCUCCGUGCCUGUGAAUCUUACUAGUCUCCUAGAGGGCUUUUCGUGUUGGGAGUCCCUUGAGAAUCUCACGGGGAUCAACCGAAAAUACUGGAGGAUUGGAACGCUUGGUCUCCUUGUGAGUCUUGCCGUUGCUCAUUUUGCGGGGUCUAUUCUCAUCGGUUUACUUUCAUGGGUAUACCCAGCUGAAUAUACAUUUUGUGUAUUUGGGGAUAUUUGGAUUGUUGUUGUUGUUGUGUGUGGUACAGCCUAUGCUUCAUUUAAGGCUCUCGAGGCACCAUCCAGAAAAGAUGACAAACGCUGGCUGAUCUAUUGGACCGUAACUGCAUUUAUUCACACUGGUGUGUCAAUAGUCGACCAGAUUCUGUUUUGGGUUCCGUUCUAUUCAUUACUCAAACUUGUGUUCUUUAUUUGGCUAACAAUGCCAUGGUUUGGAGGAGCUGAAUUAUUGUAUGGACAAAUUGUUCGGCCGUGGCUAGUCUGGGCGGAAAAGGAUGUGGACGAGCGAGCUGAGGUACUACGUCAACAACUAGGCCAUGCAGCUACUAAUGUUGCCCAUCAAUUAUUGCAUACAAAGAGUCAUGCGUCAGCCCAAAAAUCAAAAUAA
Molecule: messenger RNA, 624 nt
Organism: Phycomyces blakesleeanus NRRL 1555(-)
Lineage: Eukaryota; Fungi; Mucoromycota; Mucoromycetes; Mucorales; Phycomycetaceae
Exons: 3
Coding region: 1-624 (207 amino acids)
Source: RefSeq, a predicted model, not a curated record